AUGGGUGGCCUUGGCAAGACAACUCUAACCAAGAAGGUGUAUGAUACAAAGGAUCUUCGUGACAAGUUUGACAGCCAUGCUUGGAUCACAGUAUCACAGACUUUCGACAGAAAGGAGCUUCUCAAGGGGAUGGUCGAGCAACUCUUUGGGGUUGACUCGUUUAAAAGAUUCUUAGAGGAGCAUCAAGGGAAGGUUCUGGAAGUGCAUCAUCUCACACUACCUACCUGCAAGAAAGACUCGGAGAAAAGGUACUUCAUUGUUCUCGAUGAUGUUUGGACCACUGAAGCAUGGAAUUUCUUCAAGCUUAGUUUUCCAGACAAUAGUAAAGAUGAUAGCUGUGUAGUAGUGACUACACGAGACGGUAAAUUAGCUGAACAAUUUUGCUCCGCAUCGUACAUCCACCAGCUUAAAUUCCUAGAGAAAGAAGUUGCUAAAAGUUUGUUUCUGAAAAAGGCACAGAAGAGACCUGAUGACCUAGAUAAAGAUGAUCAUACCAAGGGAACAGUUGAGAAGAUACUGAACAAAUGUGGUGGACUACCACUCGCCAUUGUCACGAUAGGAGCCAAUAAGGUUACGAAGGAGUGGGAGAACCUGUACAACCAACACCCCUCAGAGCUGUCAAGCAACCCAAGCCUGGAAGACCUGAGGCGAGUGGUUCAUCUUAGCUACAACCAUCUGCCUUCUCAUUUCAAGCCUUGCUUUCUACAUCUCAGCAUCUUUCCUGAAGAUUUUGAGAUUGAAGGGAAGCACCUCGUGAAUAGGUGGGUAGCUGAAGGGUUUGUGACACAUGCUACUAGCAGGCGGACACUUGAAGACAUUGCUGAGAGUUACUUCUAUGAACUCAUCAGUCGAAGCAUGAUUCAACCAUCCAAGUUGGAUUUUCUUGGACAUGUGAAGACCUGCAGAGUUCAUGAUAUUUCAGUAUCAAUCUCUACUCAGGAGAACCAUAUUUUCUUAGUUGAAGAGCGUACAAGUGCCACUGCUACAUCAACAGAAAGCAUCCGGCAUAUAUCAUGCCUUGUUAGCGGGAAAUUGAACAGUAGCAUGGAUUUCAGCCGAGUUCGAUCCUUUACUAUGUUCAGUGAGCCUAUGCAGCCAAUAGCCUCACUUUGUUCUUCCGAAUUCAAGAUGUUGAGGGUUCUCGAUCUUAAAAAUGCUCGAUUCUAUGCAGUGCAACAACACAUCAGAAAUAUUGGAUUGCUGCUACACUUGAAAUACUUGCAUUUCCCUAAUCGUGUUUCAGAUGUUUAUGCAAUUCCAAGAUGCAUAGGGAACCUGCAAGGCUUGCAGACUCUAGAUUUACAGAAAUCACGUGUGUCAUCCCUACCAGCGGAAAUAACUAAACUUCAUAAUCUUCGCAGUCUCCGGUGUAGCAAGUCACCAAGAUUUGCUUAUUUUAGUACAAGUGACUAUGGUGAAUGGUUUAGUGAUGCCUUCUCUUUAGUUAAUUUAGCUGACCGUUAUUCUCGUGGUGCAGCAACUACUGAGCUGCACAUGGCUUUGUCUAGCUGCUGGUCUUAUUCAUCUGGCAUUAAGUUGCCCAGAGGAGUGGGAAGAUUGAAACAGCUACAGAUACUAGAGAAAGUGGAUACGAAGCGAACAACCAGAAAAGCAAUUAAAGAGCUAGGGGAACUAACUCAGCUGAGGAGGUUAGUUGUGAGAGGGAGAGCGGCCUCCAAGGAAAAGUGCAAGGCAUUCUGUGAGGCUGCGCAGAAGCUGUCCUCCCUCCGUUCACUCAAUGUGAGUACUAAGGAGUCGGCAUACGUAGCUGAUGAGGAGCUGGAUAUGUUAGUUUCUUUUGAGUCCCCUCUCCCCUCGCUUGAGAGGCUCAAAUUGAAGGGGCGUCCUCAGAAGAUACCUGCUUGGGUUGGUAACUGUGUGAACUUGGUGAAGGUUGACUUGGAGUAUUGUAAGCUCAAGGAACUGGAGGCCUUGGCUCAACUGCCCAACUUGAUCCAACUUCGACUUGAUACAUUUGCAUACGAUGCAGAGAAAUUAGUGCUCCGCUAG
This is a messenger RNA of Panicum hallii, 2010 nucleotides long. RefSeq names its product disease resistance protein RPM1-like. The record is from RefSeq and is a predicted model, not a curated record. The transcript has a single exon. Lineage: Eukaryota; Viridiplantae; Streptophyta; Magnoliopsida; Poales; Poaceae. Bases 1 to 2010 code for a protein of 669 amino acids. Gene Ontology annotation, molecular function: ADP binding. Gene Ontology annotation, biological process: defense response to other organism.